Plodia interpunctella (Indianmeal moth) is the source of this 3528-nucleotide messenger RNA. It is a transcript of the gene Cnx99A, whose product is annotated as Calnexin 99A. NCBI's taxonomy places the organism in Eukaryota, Metazoa, Arthropoda, Insecta, Lepidoptera, Pyralidae. The transcript has 13 exons. Gene Ontology annotation, biological process: protein folding. Gene Ontology annotation, molecular function: calcium ion binding. Gene Ontology annotation, cellular component: endoplasmic reticulum; endoplasmic reticulum membrane. Bases 144 to 1811 code for a protein of 555 amino acids. The record is from RefSeq and is a predicted model, not a curated record.
AUUUUUGAUUGGCUGAAAUUUUUUCAGAGGAAAACGAAAAUCAUUGGAUUUCGUGUUGGGUGGUUAUUUUUCCAGUAUUAGUAUAAUUAAGAUAAAAACAAGUGCUAAUAAAUCAGCAAUAAAUAGAUUUAAAUCUGAGCAAGAUGGCUCUGCUUAGGCAUAGUGUAUUUGCAAUAAGUGCCUUACUGGUGUUAGUGGGGACAGUUUCCGUAAGGGCCAACGUUGAAGACUCCGAGGACGGCGUCACAGUAGAGGCUGAAGAUGAAGAACAAUACCACAGUCCCCAAGUGAGCCCUAGCAAAGUAUACUUCUCAGAGCACUUUGAUGACGAGAAUGCCUUCAAGAAGAAAUGGGUCAAAUCUGAGGCCAAAAAACAGGGUGUUGAUGACAACAUUGCCAAGUAUGACGGCAAAUGGGAGAUCCAACCUCCUAUACGGAAAAUAUUCAAAAAUGACAUGGGUCUGGUCCUGACUACAGAAGCCAAACAUGCGGCAAUCUCUGCAUUACUCAACAAACCUUUUGAGUUCACAGACAAGCCUUUAGUUGUCCAGUAUGAAGUGACCAUGCAGGAAGGACAAAACUGCGGUGGCGCAUACCUGAAGCUCCUGUCUCGCGGGACCAAUACCAAGUCGGACCUGCAGAAGUUCCACGAUCAAACUGCAUACACCAUCAUGUUCGGGCCGGACAAGUGCGGGAACGACAACAAGCUACACUUUAUCUUCAGACAUAAAAACCCCAAGAAUGGCUCCAUUGAGGAGAAGCAUAGUAAGAAACCCAGUCAACGUCUCGACGACAUCUACAAAGACAAGGAGCCACAUCUAUACACACUGAUCGUUCGUCCGGACAACACAUUCUCGAUCCUGGUAGACAAUAAGGAGGUCAACUCCGGGUCUCUGUUGGAGGACUUCACCCCGCCUGUCAACCCCCCCGAAGAGAUCGAUGACCCUAACGAUAAGAAGCCUGAAGAUUGGGAUGAAAGGGAAAAGAUCGUAGAUCCUACCGCGUCUAAACCUGAGGAUUGGGACGAGACUGCGCCCGCGCAGAUUGUGGACCCCAAUGCUGUCAAACCUGACGGUUGGCUCGAUGACGAACCCGAGAUGAUUCCCGACCCGGAGGCCGUGAAGCCGGCGGACUGGGACGAGGACAUGGACGGCGAGUGGGAAGCGCCGCUGGUGGACAACCCCGCGUGCGGCGUCGGCUGCGGCCGCUGGGCGCCGCCCACCGUGCCCAACCCCAACUAUAAGGGAGUGUGGCGCGCGCCGCUGAUCGCGAACCCCAACUACCGCGGCAAGUGGUCACCGCGCCGUAUCCCCAACCCCGACUACUUCAAGGACGACAAACCUUACAAAAUGACCCCUAUUCACGCCGUGGGCUUCGAGCUGUGGUCGAUGUCGCCGAUGCUGCUGUUCGACAACCUCAUCGUCACCGACGACGUGGCGGUCGCGGAACACUGGGCGCUGCAGACCUUCUCGCUCAAGAAGGCCAAGAUAUCCAGGGAUUCGCAAACGCUGUGGGGCCGUAUGCUGCGCGCUAUGAAUUACAAGCCGGGUUACUGGGCCAUGUACGCGGUGUACUGCGCCAUACCUAUAUCUAUCUACGUCGCGUUUCUCGUGAAACGAUCCAAAGAGAAAGAGGAGUCCGAGGCUGAGCUGAAGAAGACGGACGGGUUCGCGGAGGACGACCCGCCGCCCUCCGACGGCGAGGACGCGCUCGAGCGCCCUGAGCCCCACUCUACUGAGGAUACUACUCCGCUAGUGGACACGGAAGGCGCGGGCGACGGUCAGAGGAAACGGAAAUCGCGUAAGGAGUAAAUUGUGAGGUACUUUUUGUAGGCAAAUAUCUUUUUGUUUUUUCAUUUUGCUCUUUUUUCUUACGUGGUUCGAAAAUUUACGGAAUUUAUUUAUUUAACAAUCGUUGUCAAUACUUAUAUGAUUUUUUAAAUUAAUUUAUUUUCGAUAGAUAUCUUGAAGUUCAUUACACAUUUUGAAGUCGAAAAUAACUUUUUUCGGUUUAUAGAAACAGGCCAUGGAAAAAAAAUUAUUCAAUGAAAUUCCUUUAUUUUUUCAAAGUAAUGACUUUUGAUGGUGGGUAACGAAAUUUAAUAUUUAAACGAUUGUUUUUCUAUUUUUUGACCGAAUUUUAGCCAAUUGUAAUUCUUUGUUUUAUUAACAAGAACAAAAUUUGAUUUGUAAUAAAAGCAAUUUUUUUAGAAACGAAUUUAAAAAUGAUUUUUGGUUUAGGCAUUUACACUGUUUCGUUCAGUUUGUAAUUUACAUUUAGUCACAAACAGAGUCGAGAUGAAGACCUAACCAAUAAAAUCAUGUGUUGUACAAUUCAGUACAUAAAAACAAAAAUAGGAACCAAUUUUAUCAGAGCAAACUAAACUAGAAAAGUUAAUUUCAUAAUUGUCAAGCUUCUUAACUUAAAUCUCACGCAAGAUACGAAAUAUCACGUGUGACUUCAAUAAGUUAGAUAUACUAAUUAUUCGUUUGUUUUCUGCUGUACAUUUCCUUAAAGUCUGUGUUCUCACUAAAGCAUUUCGAAUUCAAAGCUUAUUCCUUCCUGCCAAAGAAACCAGUGUUUAUGUUGAGACUACACAUGAACAAAUGGACGUUGUUUUUUUUUUUUAAUUUUUGUUAAGCGUACCAUAGAUAAUAGUCGCCGACUGACUGUAAGAUAUUAUACUUUUGGAAUUUGUAGGUUUUUAAUUUGCUUGAGGGUUGGUAUUUUAAUUAACAAAAUUGUAUUAUUAUACUGCUGUUUUGCUGCAUAUUACAUAUUUUAGUUUUAAAGUUCCUAUCUCAUAUUUACAGACGCCGUCAUCGUAAAAGUUAAUAUAUAAUUAACGAAAAAUUACUUCGUUUAAAUAAUUUUUGGUGAUAUACCUACGUUGUUAGUUACAAACUAAUGAAAUAUGUACAAAAGAAUAAUUAAAAUACUGGCCCGAAUAUGUAUUAUAAUAAUUAUAAUAUAACAAUCCGUAUUGUAUUACAUAGUAUAUUGAUGGUCUAAUGAGUCAUGCUUACCAAUGUACUUAAAUAAUAGGUGUGAGCAACCAUUUUUAACAAAUAUAAAAAAUAAUAUAGAAUAGUAGGUUUUUAUAGAAUAAAAGUAAUGUAUGCUGUAAAAAAAGUAUUUUUUUCGCUUAAAUAGUUUAAAAUGGGUUUAAUGUUUGAAAUUAUAUAUCGAAUAUAUUUUGAGAAAUUCAUAAAUUUCUUUGUCAGUUCUCUCGCAAUCUUGUCAGAAAUCAUUGUUACAUAUAACAACUCUUUCGUUAACAAAUACAAGCCAUAUCUUGUUGUUUUUUUUUUCUGUUAAAACUUAUUUUUGUGAUUAGGUAUUGCAUUUAGCAAAUCCAACAGUAUGGUGUAAGCAUGAUCUCAUUGCAAACUACCUGAUGCGGUAGCUAGUAUAAAAAAAAUACAUUUAUUUAUAUUUAUAUCUAUGAAUUUUUGUCCGUAUGCGCGUGUGAGUGAAUAGGUACAAGAUAAUGGACUCUAAUUUACAUUAAUAAACAAGUAUUUAUAA